Messenger RNA from Pseudophryne corroboree (corroboree frog), 3151 nucleotides. RefSeq names its product solute carrier family 24 member 1 (gene SLC24A1). The coding region runs from base 176 to 2299 and encodes 707 amino acids. Gene Ontology annotation, biological process: intracellular calcium ion homeostasis; calcium ion transmembrane transport. Gene Ontology annotation, molecular function: calcium, potassium:sodium antiporter activity; calcium channel activity. The record is from RefSeq and is a predicted model, not a curated record. The transcript is spliced from 9 exons. Gene Ontology annotation, cellular component: plasma membrane. Lineage: Eukaryota; Metazoa; Chordata; Amphibia; Anura; Myobatrachidae.
CCCCAUAAUGCACAACAGGAACCUCCAAAUAGCAAAUAAUGCACUGAGCCAACCCAAAGAUGAAAGACAAGCAUAGGACACGAUCAGAAAUCUCUCCCUAGGAAAUAAAGAAUUGUGUGGAAGCAAGUCACACUUUUUCUGGCUUCUGGUCUUCUAGCCAGGCUACACUACUACAAUGCAUCUACACAGGAGAAAACGGCUUCAGUUGAACCGGAUUUUGUUCAUAGUGUGUGUGAUGUUCCUCUGCUCUCUUUAUCAGCUAUCAGUUGAUGAACGGAUGGAUCCAGAACAUUGGACAGAGACUAAUCUGGAGGAUCCUAGCUUGGUGAGGGAUGCAGAAACAGAGAUGACUAUAAAAGUAUCUGUCCGAGAACUGAUAAACCAGACCACCACUAGCAGCACCACCACCACCACCUCUACCUCAGUUCCCCCUACAGAUAAUGUAACAGAAAGGACCAAAACCAGACACUGCAUUUUCGUGGCCCCCGAUCCCAUAACGCCCCCCAUUAAACCAACAAUCACAACCACUCUUUCAACCACUACCACUACCAGCAAACCCAUCAGACCCAUUUUGCCUCAUGCCAAAGGAGAGUACCCAGAGGACCUAUUCAGCAUAGAGCAACGCAGGAAGGGCUGGGUAUUGCUUCACAUCUUUGGCAUGAUGUACGUAUUUGUGGCCUUGGCCAUUGUCUGUGAUGAAUUCUUUGUUCCGGCUUUGGGGGUGAUCACGGACAAGCUUCAGAUCUCCGAAGACGUGGCUGGUGCCACAUUUAUGGCAGCUGGUGGAUCAGCACCUGAGCUUUUCACCUCCCUCAUUGGGGUGUUCAUUUCUCACAGCAAUGUAGGAAUUGGGACAAUUGUGGGCUCUGCCGUUUUUAACAUCUUGUUUGUUAUUGGUACUUGUGCCCUUUUCUCCAGGGAGAUCCUCAACCUCACCUGGUGGCCUCUGUUCAGAGAUGUCUCAUUUUACAUCCUGGAUUUGAUCAUGCUGAUUAUCUUUUUCCUUGAUAACGUUAUUCUGUGGUGGGAGAGCAUGUUGCUCCUCAGUGCCUAUGUGCUUUAUGUCAUCUUUAUGAAAUGCAAUGUCCAGGUGGAAGCAUGGAUGAAGAAACAGCUGUCUAAGAGGAAGCGGCUUGUCAAAGUAAUGGCGUUGGAAGACAGUGACACUGCUAAGAAAGGCAAUGGGUCAGUUGCAGGGGAUGAGCCAAAGCCACCAGAAGACAACAACAGAUUAAAGCUGAAACCAUUCCUUACCAGAGGCGGGAGCUCGGCCUCUCUGCACAACAGCACCAUCCGCAGCACCAUCUUCCAGCUUAUGAUUCACACCCUGGACCCUCUAGGGGAAGCAAAAUUUAAGGACAAGGCUGAAAUCAUGAACAACAUGGCCCAGGCCAAGGUAGACACAGAGGUCAAAAAAGGACUGAAAAUCAAAGAUGAGAAGGCUGAUGGUGAAGUUACCAACUCAGUGAACGUACAGGUGACUCCCGCUACUGGGUCUGAGCCCUCCCGGGAUGCAGAUGAUGAUGAAAGGGACAAGGAUGACACUCAGAAGGGCCCGGCGGAAGCAGGUGAUGGAGGAGGGGGCUCUGACAGCAGCGGAGAUGGCAGUGAUGACAGCGAUGACAGUGAUGAUGACAGUGAUGAUGAUGAUGGCGACGAGGAUGAUGAAGAAGAGCCAGAUGAACCUCUGUCUUUGGAGUGGCCAGAUACCAAAAGAAAGCAAAUUACAUACCUGCUACUUCUGCCCAUUGUAUUCCCCCUGUGGCUGACUGUGCCCGACGUUAGGAGUCCGAAAUCAAGAAGAUAUUUUGCCCUGACAUUUUUGGGUUCUAUCAUGUGGAUCGCUAUUUUCUCAUACCUGAUGGUAUGGUGGGCACAUCAGGUGGGAGAAACAAUAGGCAUUUCGGAAGAGAUAAUGGGUCUGACCAUACUGGCUGCUGGCACAUCUAUACCAGAUCUCAUCACCAGUGUAAUCGUGGCUAGGAAAGGAUUGGGAGACAUGGCUGUCUCCAGUUCUGUAGGGAGCAACAUCUUUGACAUCACUGUAGGAUUACCGGUUCCCUGGUUCCUGUUCUCAGUGUUUAAUGGUUUUAGCCCUGUGGCGGUCAGCAGCAAUGGCCUAUUCUGCGCCAUCGUCCUUCUCUUUCUCAUGCUUCUCUUUGUCAUAUUCUCCAUCGCUGCCUGCAAGUGGAAGAUGAACAAGUUUCUGGGCUUCACCAUGUUCAUUUUGUACUUUGUGUUUGUAAUAGUCAGUGUGAUGCUGGAGGACAGGAUAAUUGUGUGCCCCAUAUCUAUAUAGGACCACCCAGAGCCCUGCACUAUGCAUGAUAACAUACAAAUAUCACUAUUGCCCUCCAAUCAUAGAGCAUCCACUGUCCACUGUUAACGUAUUUGGUGCACAGACACUAUACCUAGUAAUUAUCAGCACUGUACCAAGCUAGACAAGGACUCCAGACCUAGAACAUCCUUACCCUGCACCAUGUACACUUUCUCAGACUAUGCACACAUAUCGUACAUGCUGUUGUCUGACAUUAUAAUUCCAUUAGGGAGACCUGCCAAGCAAUAUGUGAACCUCUAACAUCACUGCAAUUUAUAUUUAUAAACAUAUUCAGUGAACUGAAAUAAAAGUCUGAUAUAUAUAUUUUUUCUUGAAGCUUACAAUGAUCAUGUACUAGAGACGUGUGUAAAUAAGGUCACUGCCAAACAGAGGGCUCAUUCUGUGACCGUACAGUGUAGGUAUCACCAAAUGUCUAGUUAGUGUUGUAAAGAAAAGUAUUUAUUGUAUUAGGCUUUCCUUUCCCAUAAGGGCAGCUUUAGAGAUCUGUCCACACAGGCUGCCAUCCUUCUGUGAAAGUCUUUCAUAUCCUAAGUUGUUUUUUUUUUUGUUUACUUUAAAUCUAUAAAUUGCCACAAUGUUACAACACUUUUUUUUUCAUAAUCUUUAUGAUCUGUUUAAAUAAGGGAUUUAUUUCCUCUUUCUACAUAAAUCCAGUACUGAUGACAGCAGCUGCCUCUCAGCAAUCACUGAUCACGUAAAUGUCAUAGUGUCGGUAUAAUCACCGAAUUCCCCUAUCGGUUCUGUUUUAGAACAAGCGUUAUUUUUUGACUGACUGAACUCCAAGCCACUCCUUUAUAUUAAAUAUAGAUACAC